Molecule: messenger RNA, 498 nt
Organism: Helobdella robusta
Lineage: Eukaryota; Metazoa; Annelida; Clitellata; Rhynchobdellida; Glossiphoniidae
Exons: 4
Cellular component (GO): membrane
Source: RefSeq, a predicted model, not a curated record
GAUGUGAGACUGGUGGACGGACCUAAUGAUUACCGAGGUAGAUUAGAAGUUUACCAUGAUGGAGAAUGGGGUACGGUCUGUGACGACAAUAUAAGCUAUCAAUUGUGCAUCGUUGUUUGCAAGCAAUUAGGAUAUGACUUGGGUGGUGCAGGAACAUAUGUUCACGCCUUUUCAUAUGCGAAUGAAUCCAGAAGUCCAAUUUGGCUUGAUGAGGUUCAAUGUUUCGGGAAUGAAAGUAAAUUGGAAGACUGUAGAAAAAGUAAUUGGGCGAGUCAUAACUGUUAUCAUUUUGAAGACGUUGGAUGUGCUUGUUCUUAUAAAGGUUUUUCCAUUUUAUUAAUACCUUUUCAACGGGGCAUCAAAUCAAGAGGGAGAGUCGAAAUAAAAUAUGGGAUUGGAAAAUGGGGAUUAGUAUGUGGCGAUGAUUGGAAGAUGGAAGAGUUAACAGUAUUUUGCUCUUGUCUUGGAUAUAACAAGUUAUUUUUUAAUAUUUUUUAG